Molecule: messenger RNA, 920 nt
Organism: Neltuma alba
Lineage: Eukaryota; Viridiplantae; Streptophyta; Magnoliopsida; Fabales; Fabaceae
Exons: 1
Coding region: 110-697 (195 amino acids)
Source: RefSeq, a predicted model, not a curated record
CGCCAACAAGUUGGCUUCUCUGGUUCCCGGCCAAGGGUCCGACCCAGCCUCCCCCGUCCUCCACUGACGUCCAGUGCAGCGCUAGCCGGUGCCCAUCACCGACUUCUUGAUGUCGUCGGCGAACGAAGCUCACUGGUCAAUUGGUGGUCCCCGCUUCAGUGGUCUCACGCUUCAGGAUAAAAUUGAUAACAACGGCAACAAGCUUCUUGCCGAGCGGGAGAGCCGAAGCCCUAUGACGGAGGCUCGCUCUUGUUCUGGCGGAUUAGAGAAGGACAAUAGUGCAGUUUUAGUUUCCCCGCCUCCGGCACCGCUUGCUACCAAGCGACGGAGAUACAUGGCUUUCAUGGACGAUGAUGGGGAAGGAACGGAGGCAGAGGAAAUUGGAGCCGAUAAUCGUAAGGCUCGUAGGAAGUUGGUGAAGAAGCUCUGGGACGAUUUUGAUAGGGUGGCUAUGGAGAAUGAGACAACCGAUCUAUCUGAUACUGGAAACGAGGUGAAAAUUGGGAAAUUGACAAGCUAUGAUGAUGAUGCUACUGUUAUGAAGGUGUCUGAAGAGAUAAAUAAUUCGAAAUAUGAAGCAAAGAAGGCAAAGGCUCGAAAGAAUAAAAAGGUUCAAGGUGAAAAGAAUUCUGGUUCUGGCAAUAAUGGCGUUAGAACUUCCGCAAUAUUGGCAAAGCACGACUCCAACCAGCCUUGAAUUUGAUAAUGGUGCUGCCCAAUUUGUUCUUCUAUCAGUAUCUGGAUUCGCAGAAUUGAUAAUAGAUAGGGCUCCUUUCUGUAGUUUUUCUUUUGUUUUUUCCUUGUUUUAGUUUGAUAGAAAUUAUGGGCUCUCUUGAUGUAUGAUAAUCAGAGUGUUGAGAAGCUCGGCUUAAGUACUUGUGCGUGUGUGUGUAUAUAUUGAAUUUUCUGUUCGUUCGAAA